UGCGUGAGAGGAAGUGAGCCUUUACUGCCAGGGGAGGGUCCUGGAUUAAUUCAGCUCCUUCUGCAUCAUAUCCAACACUCUGCUGCGGUUGGAUAAGCCCAGGCCAGACUGGCUCUGUAGCUGCUCUGGUUUGUCCUGGCAUACUGCGUGGGAGCAGCAGGAGGAGGAGAUUGUUCACUCUUUAUUUGGCUGGAUAGGUUAAUGGAGUGAAGGUUGACCUGAACUGGACUGUCGCUGUAGGGAGGGACAAGAAGACUGGAAGAGAAAAGGUCCUCGGUUUGGCUCAAUGGCCUGGAAGAAUUGCACACGGUUUAGCACAGAAUGUUUAUUGGAUGGCGACACCAGGAGGCCGAGACAGGAUUUGUUCCAAGUGUCCAAGACUUUGACCGAAGGUUAGCUGAAGCUGACGCCUACCUACAGAUUCUGAUUGACCAGUUGAAACUGUUUGAUGAGAAGAUCAAGGACAGUAAAGAGGAUGAAUCACGUAGAACAAUUGAAAAUUUGAAAGAGACGACUUGUAGUAUGGUAGAGUCCAUCAAGCACUGUAUCGUACUUCUGCAAAUCGCCAAGGACCAAAGUAACGAACAGCAACACGCAAACGGACUUAUAAGCACCAUCAACCCAGUAGAUGGGAUCUACCAGCCCCCUCUGGACGCUCCUGUAGUCAACACCACGAUGCCAACACAGACGACGCUCCCUGCAGACGGUUCUCAGGUUUGUAAAUCUGACCAGCGGCCUUCAACGUUACCUGUCGGGCCUGUCGUCACAGUAAUGGGGAGUUUGCAGACUCCAACCCCUAACAGCACAGGGAGUGGCCCGUCUGGACCCAGCAGUGGUGUGGCCUCCCCAGCUCAUAUCCCCCUCCCCUCACACUCGGUCCCAGACUUCUCCUAUUCUUCCAGCGAGGAUGAAUUCUAUGAUGCAGAUGAGUUCUAUCAAAGUACCACAUCUCCAAAACACUGCAACAAUCCCUCUGGAGCGCCUGCAGCUUUGCCACUUAAUAAUGAAGGAACGGCACUAAAACGACCAGAAACCACAGAGUCCCUAAAUUCAUCCAUGUCCAACGGCACCACGGAUGCAGACGCGUUCGACAGCCAUGAUGACCGAGAUGAUGAAGGUGAAGGAGAGUCUGUAGAGGAGCACAAAAGUGUCAUCAUGCAUCUGCUGUCCCAGGUCCGUUUAGGAAUGGAUCUCACCAAGGUGGUCCUGCCAACUUUCAUCCUAGAACGAAGGUCCUUGUUAGAAAUGUACGCUGACUUCUUCGCACAUCCCGACUUAUUUGUCAGCAUUGCUGAGCAAUCAGAUCCUCGGGACCGCAUGGUGUACGUGGUGAAGUGGUAUCUAUCGGCCUUCCACGCUGGUCGAAAGGGAUCCGUGGCCAAAAAGCCUUACAACCCCAUCCUGGGAGAAGUCUUCUACUGCCACUGGGAUCUCCCCAGUGAGACCGAGGAGCCCUCCCCACCCUCGCAGGACACCGUGUCAGACGGUCCAGUUCCCUGGUCGUCGCCAGACAGUGUGUGUUUCGUGGCAGAGCAAGUCUCCCAUCACCCUCCAAUUUCUGCAUUCUACGCAGAGUGUUCAAGAAAGAAGAUUCAGUUCAACGCUCACAUCUGGACCAAGUCCAAGUUCCUAGGAAUGUCUAUAGGUGUCCACAAUAUUGGACAAGGCUGUGUUUCAUGUCUGGAGCAUGAUGAGCACUACAUCCUCACCUUUCCAAAUGGCUACGGCAGAUCUAUUCUGACAGUGCCGUGGGUGGAGCUCGGGGGAGAGUGCAACAUCUCCUGCUCGAAGACCGGCUACAGUGCCAACAUUGUGUUCCACACCAAACCAUUUUAUGGAGGCAAGAAGCACAGAAUCACUGCAGAGAUUUUUGCACCCAACGAUAAAAAGUCUUUUUGCUCCAUUGAGGGUGAAUGGAAUGGAGUGAUGUACGCCAAGUGGGCGACUGGAGAGAACACAACGUUCAUCGACACCAAGCGGUUAGGCAUCGUGAAGAAGAAAGUGAGAAAACUUGAGGACCAGCUGGACUAUGAAUCUCGAAGACUUUGGAGAGAUGUGACGCUAAACCUGAAGCGUAAAGACAUCGACGCAGCCACAGAAGCGAAGCACCGUUUGGAGGAGAAGCAGAGAGCGGAAGCCAGAGAGAGGAAGGAGAACGAGCAGCAGUGGGAGACCAGGUUAUUCCACGAGGACGGCGAAUGCUGGGUCUAUGACGAACCUCUGCUGAAGAGAAUAGCCUCUCAGAGGCACUGAGAGGUCGACGCACUGGUUCGCUCACGCACGCACCUGCAGACACAGCAGAGUCUUCAUAAGAACUCUUUUGCAGAAGCACUUCAUACACAAGCCUUCGAGUGACUGACUCUAUGUUCAAAAAAAUUGCAUCUGACUGUAACCGGUUUGGAAGUGAAUGAAAUCCACCAGAAAAGUGCAGAGGAGGACACACGACGGAAGCUUGUGUCUCUUAAUGUGAGCAAUCUUUCCUCCACCACCGCGCCACAUGAGAUUCAGCAGCCGAGACAAGAGUGAAGAAGUGUCUCGUCGCCGUCAAGACCGCCGCCUUCAAACCAGAGCCAGUUUCCCAACACACACUGACAUCUUUGGAGGGGCCAAAGCUUUGUAGUUCCUGUUUUCUCAAUCAAAUAAACUUUCCAAAAGAACCGGCGCUCUUCAUCUCAGGGAAUCUGGGGACUGAGGGACAGAAAGCUGCUGCGCUUUCUGAGACUCCUAACAACAGCCUUACAGUGGUGGAAUGAAUUCCUCUUAACAGAGCGGGGAACGACUUUCCUGCCUGCCUGCAAAUACAUAACUCUUGUUUAUAUAUGAUACAGAUAUACAAAUGAUGGAUAUAUAUGAAUAUAUAUAAAUAUAUACUUUUUUAUUUUUCGUGCUCAUUUCCAUGUUCCUGAUGGCAAUAGUGUAUAAUAUCUGUGGAUAUUAAACAUUUGGCUUCACAUCUUACCGAAUCAUUCCAUGUAGACUUUUAAGGAUCAAGUCCAACUUAAAUAUGUUGCCGCCACAUUUCUGACUCGAGUAUGAUGGAGCCAUAGCAUCCAAGCAUAUGUGAUGUUUGAGUUAUAUGCAAUAUGUGGAAUGUGCUUUGCCUGACCUCAUGGCAAGGCCACCUAACUUGACUUGCUAUGGACAGAACAAUCUCUUUGAAGUAACUUGAAGGCAUUUAUGAACAAAUGAUUGUCCAGAACAUUUGUGUCCAUCUGAAAAUCAGUAGAGUCUUUAAGAACAUCACCAAUCAUCUUGGAAGUUAGUGUUGCUUUGUUGCCACGGAGGCAGUGAAGAACAGUUCCUGCUUCCAUCCUGCGCUCAGCUGGUCAACUUCUCUUAGCUCCUCCUGUUGCUCAUCGUUUUGAUGUCUUUCUUAAGUCAUUAACCACCUAAGAGGCAAUAUGUAUAACUAUAUUCUUCUGCUUUUCUGAACCAUUUUCAUAUUUACUUCUUUUAAGGUCGGUUGUAAGUCCAAUGCUGUUCGAAUGAGCUAUAAAAAUAAACGAUUUUCACCUGAAA
Molecule: messenger RNA, 3519 nt
Organism: Synchiropus splendidus (mandarinfish)
Lineage: Eukaryota; Metazoa; Chordata; Actinopteri; Syngnathiformes; Callionymidae
Gene: osbpl9
Product: oxysterol binding protein-like 9
Exons: 21
Coding region: 322-2253 (643 amino acids)
Cellular component (GO): membrane; cytosol; intracellular membrane-bounded organelle
Molecular function (GO): sterol binding
Source: RefSeq, a predicted model, not a curated record